UGCGAGUGCGGUCGACCGAACUAUUGAUAGGGCAAGUCAAGAAGGCGGAGUUGUAGGAGUUGUCGAGCUGAAAAAGAGUUUCGGGACAGCAAAUUCGGCCAAAAUGUCGGGAAACAUGGGGAUGGAACAGCUCAUCCCCAUCGUCAACAAGCUGCAAGAUGCCUUCACACAGCUGGGCGUCCACAUGCAGCUGGACUUGCCCCAAAUCGCUGUCGUCGGAGGGCAAAGUGCUGGCAAGAGUUCGGUUCUGGAAAAUUUCGUCGGCAGGGACUUCCUGCCGCGAGGUUCUGGAAUAGUAACAAGACGUCCGUUAAUUUUACAAUUAAUUACCUCUGCCUUGGAAUAUGGUGAAUUUCUGCAUCAAAAAGGCCAAAAAUAUUCCAACUUCGAUGAUAUCCGUAAGGAAAUAGAGGCUGAAACGGACCGUGCAACUGGUUCCAACAAAGGCAUAUCCAACGUGCCUAUCAAUUUGCGCGUCUACUCUCCCAACGUCUUAAACCUCACACUUAUUGAUUUGCCUGGUCUUACCAAAGUGCCAAUCGGCGACCAGCCUGCAGACAUCGAGGCCCAGAUCAAGGCCAUGAUUUUCACCUUCAUCAGAAAGGACAACUGCCUCAUCUUGGCUGUAACACCUGCCAAUACAGAUUUGGCAAACAGCGAUGCCUUAAAAUUAGCUAAAGAGGUUGACCCUGGCGGCUUGAGAACAAUUGGUGUCAUAACCAAAUUGGAUCUUAUGGACGAAGGCACAGAUGCCAGGGAUAUUUUGGAGAACAAACUUUUGCCUCUGAGACGAGGCUACAUUGGAGUCAUCAAUCGAUCUCAGAAAGAUAUAGAUGGAAAGAAGGACAUCCGCGCAGCUUUAGAUGCUGAGCGAAAAUUCUUCCUUAGUCACCCAUCAUACCGGCACAUGGGUGAUAGAAUGGGCACUCCGUACCUGCAGCGAGUGUUGAACCAGCAGCUAACCAACCACAUUAGAGAUACACUGCCUGGCUUAAGGGACAAGCUGCAGAAGCAGUUGCUUGCGUUGGAGAAGGAUGUGGACCAAUACAAGCACUUCAGACCUGACGACCCCUCCAUAAAGACCAAAGCCAUGCUCCAGAUGAUUCAACAGCUACAGUCUGAUUUUGAGCGAACCAUUGAAGGCUCAGGCUCCGCCCUAGUUAACACGAUGGAGUUGAGUGGAGGUGCCAAAAUCAACCGCCUUUUCCACGAAAGGUUUCCCUUCGAGAUUGUCAAAAUGGAAAUCGACGAGAAAGAGUUGCGGCGUGAGAUCGCGUUUGCUAUCAGAAAUAUUCACGGUAUCAGAGUCGGUCUUUUCACACCUGACAUGGCCUUCGAGGCCAUUGUCAAAAAGCAGAUCGCGCGGCUGAAGGAGCCUUGCCUCAAGUGCGUUGAUCUGGUCGUCACGGAAUUGUGUAAUGUCGUCCGCAUGUGCGCUGAAAAGAUGAACCGAUAUCCUCGGCUGAGAGAAGAGACAGAACGCAUCAUCGCCACUCACAUCAGACAACGCGAGCAGCUUUGCAAGGAGCAAAUAAUCAUGUUGGUCGAGAGCGAGCUAGCCUACAUGAACACAAAUCAUGAAGAUUUCAUAGGUUUCGCUAAGUGCCUUGAGACAUUUGAAAUGUUUGAACCAAACGCCCAGCAGAACACCGAAAGCAAGGUGACCACAGGCCGCAAGGUGGUGAACCAGGGCAUCCGAAAAGGCUGGAUGAGCAUCCACAACUUGGGCAUCAUGCGUGGUGGUUCCCGUGACUACUGGUUUGUGCUCACCUCAGAGAGCCUUAGCUGGUACAAGGACGAGGAAGAGCGUGACAAGAAGUACAUGCUGCCACUUGAUGGGCUCAAACUCAGGGACAUAGAGCAGGGCUUCAUGUCCAAGCGACACACCUUUGCUUUGUUCAACCCUGAUGGACGCAACGUUUACAAGGAUAACAAAACUCUGGAGCUGAGCUGCGAAACGUCAGACGAUGUUGAUUCCUGGAAAGCUUCAUUUUUGCGCGCCGGCGUUUACCCGGAGAAAGCGAUGGAGCAGUCAAACGGCGAGGAGGGCACCCAGGAGACUCAGGCCUCGAUGGAUCCGCAGCUCGAGCGUCAAGUCGAGACUAUUCGCAAUCUGGUCGAAUCCUACAUGGGAAUCGUUAAUAAGACUUGCAGAGAUCUCGUACCUAAGACUAUAAUGCUGCUGAUCAUCAACAACUGCAAGGAAUUUAUUAACGGCGAGCUCUUGGCCCACCUCUACGCUUCUGGCGAUCAGGCCUCAAUGAUGGAGGAGAGUCCCGAAGAGGCGCAAAAGCGCGAGGAGAUGCUUCGCAUGUACCACGCGUGCAAGGAGAGCCUUAACAUCAUUGGUGACGUGUCGAUGGCGACCGUGUCGACCCCGGUGCCACCACCGGUCAAGAACGAUUGGCGCAGCGGCGGUGGUAGCGGCGGUAGUAUGGGCAGUAUGGGUGGCAGCCUCGGCGGUGUCGGCAGCAGCGGAGGAUUCGAUUCAUCUAGGUUCUCGCCUCCGUCUCCCGCGAUGAACAGGUCGCAGCCACCAGCGCCAGCCGUCGCUGCGGGCCGGGCGCCCCCGAUCAUUCCUCCAUCGGGUGCCAGGCCUGCGCCUGCCAUUCCUAAUCGUCCCGGUGGCGGCAUGCCACCCGCACCGCCUGCUGGAAGACCAGGUGGCGGUCUGCCACCCCCACUCAUCCCAUCGCGCGGACAACAACAGUCGAGCGGCGGCGCUUUCGGAGGUCUGAGCCAAUCGAUUCAGGCCGCGGGACAGAGGGCCCAGCAGGCGGCCACGCAGGCCGCCGCACAGGCCGCUACGCAAGCCGCCAUGAAUGAACUCAAAGGGGCCUUCUUUGGGCGCAAAUAAGCACUUAUCUUCCAUAAUCACGACUAAGAAGGAGAGAAACGAAUGAACACUCAGUCUUGUUUUCUGGACACGAGCAAUAUUUUGAAUUUGAAAAGAACAUUCAUUGUUGAUUAAUGAAUUCCAACAUUCCACGCCCUCAGUUCUUGGACGGCGAUACUGGAUCUGAGGAGAAAUAUUUUUGUUUGAGCAAGGCUAUUUUUCACCCUACUCGGCAAAGCUUUUCCUCUAUAUAAAUGUUGUUGAUCAAAUGAUAUUGUUAUUGAUGAUAAAUGUAAAAAAAACAGCAAAAAAAUAUGUUACGGAUAAAAGACCAAACUUAAGAAUGAAUACUAAACGAACAACAGAGAUAAAAUAAAUGUAGUGCUCAAAAUUGUAGUCACUAGUGCGAAUUCGACAGAUUUGGACGUUGCUGUUAUGCAAAGGAAAACUAAAAAAGUAAUAACCGGAAUAAGAAAUUUGUAUUUUUAAGACGACACUUCAUGCAGAGCAGUCCAAACGAGUUAGCGGAAGAUAAAAAAAAGAUAUCGCGUCAGUCAUAGCAUCCAAUACUGUGUUACACGCCUAAAUGUGUCGUUUUAACACUCUCUUUUGGUGUUGCACACUGGAAACAAUACUACUCGAGAAUCUGAACAAAUCCCCCGGAUAAUGUGGCAAUAUCAAUAUCAGUCAACGUAUGAAUGUGCGAGAUUUCAUCCAGGAGAUAAGUAGCCAAACCAUCCCCAGCGUUGAGCAAAAGGAAAAGGCACUCACACACAACUACUAAUACAGGCCUAGUACCGUAGAUAUUAAUCAAAGACGACACAGAAAACACGCAAAUAGUGAGAUAAUUCAUUAUAACCGACGUAGCGUUCUGUGUUUUGCCUUAUAUUGAAUUAUUUCAGCUGAUUUGCCGCAGACGUUCGCGUUGCUUUGCUAAAAAAGGGGGAUAUGCACCAAAAUAUGUAAAGUAACAUGUAAAAGCAAGUCAAUUAUUUCUGGUACAUGAUGUGUAGUUUCUGAAUCUCCCGUGUCGAUCUGUUGUUCCGAGCACUUGGUGAAAAGAGUGCCGAUUAACACAACCACCGCAUAUCUGUGCGUUAAAAUUUGAAUCUUGUUGAAUUUGCUCGUUUCCGGGUCCCUGGUACAAUGUUUGCAAAGCGCAGUUUGGAUUAUAGCGUUUUUUAGUCUGAGUCUGUGAACCGAAUACAAAGAAAACGAAUAACAUUCCUUGCAUUCCAAAGUUGAAAAAAGAGUUUGUUGAGUAUUUGCGUAGCGAGAGAAGCAUUACAUUAGAGCACUGAAUUUAAACACUCGAAUUAAUGUGCAUAAGUGUGUAUAAAUACUGUAAUAUAGCAAACAGAUCUAACAUAAAUAUAUAUAUAUUUAGCCAGACAAAGCAAGUAUGUAUUUCAAGAAACGAUACUUAAGUAUGAUGUAACCACACAGAGGAGAAAUUAGCGACGGAUAUACAGUGAUUUUGAUUAUAAAAUAAUAUUUCUAAUAUCAUGUAAUAUUGGAGACGCGUUCGGGUUCUCAAAACACACGUUUACAUUAUAUUACCAAGCGUUUAUUUGCAAUUUUUAUAUUAUUAUUUGUGCUCAAAUAUGUGUUCGUGAAUUUGGUUGAGCAGUUUUACGUGACUUAUUGUCUGUGAAAUUAUAAAUUGAAAUUAUUGUAGACGUGCAGAAAAUUCAAAAAGUGCUUGCUUGUUGGGCUCCUCUUCGUGUUGAAUGUCACACCACGAGACUUUUGGAAUUUUCAUUGCAACACACUAUUCAUAAUGUACAGUAAAAAUCAUAUAAAACUAAUAAUGAGAAAUGUAUCAUUGCAGUUGUUAACAUAAAAUUGUCUGACUAGACGCAA
Molecule: messenger RNA, 4699 nt
Organism: Cloeon dipterum
Lineage: Eukaryota; Metazoa; Arthropoda; Insecta; Ephemeroptera; Baetidae
Gene: shi
Product: dynamin-1 shibire
Exons: 16
Coding region: 104-2857 (917 amino acids)
Biological process (GO): receptor-mediated endocytosis
Cellular component (GO): synapse; plasma membrane; cytoplasm
Molecular function (GO): GTP binding; GTPase activity; microtubule binding
Source: RefSeq, a predicted model, not a curated record